AAUAUUAAAAAGUAAAUUAAUACCUGUAAAAGAUCUUGGAAGUGUAAUUUGAAUACAAGUAAAGAAUGGCUUACUCCAAAUUCAACUUCUUUAUAAUCCUUUAUUCAAUUUUUGUUAUUUCACAUUUGCAUCUUUCCUUAGACUUGUCUAAAGCUAUUAACUUUUUCAUUUGCUUUACUUGUGAAUUACCAAUAUAUUCUUUCUUGAUACCUUUGAAGAAGAUAUUCUUAUGCUUUAGUUUUACAAUUAGAACAAGUUUUUAGAGGGACAGGUUGUGUAUAAAUAUUGGCCAUGGCUAUUCAUAGAGGCAGUGUGCCACUUACAUACAACUUCCUUCUUCAAGAGUGCUUAAUUAAUUUUCUUCUAGCCUUGAUCCACACCCACAGUACUAGCCACUAAAAAAGUAAUGGCAGAAGCAAUUGUUUCUGAAAUUGUAAUCCCAUUAUUGAAGAAAUUGGGCCUUCCAGCUCUCCAGGAGUUUCAAUUGGCGUAUGGCAUUGAAAGUGAGUCUCUCAAAUUGGAGAGCACAAUUUGCACGCUCAAAGAAGUACUUCUUGAUGCAGAGCAGCAACAGGUGUCAAACAACGAGGUUAGAGUUUGGCUCGAAAAUCUCAAAGACGUGGUCUAUGAUGCUGAUGAUUUGCUGGAUGACUUCUCCACAGAAGCUUUGCGGCGAAAAGUGAUGACUCAGAAUAAACGCACCAAGAAGGUACGAAUUUUUUUCUCAAACUCAAAUCAGCUUGUUUUUAGUCUUAAGAUGGGUCAUAAAGUUAAGGUCAUCCGUGAGAGACUAGAUACCAUAGCAGUAGAUAAGAGCAAAUUCCACUUUACUGAUAGGGCUCUUGAGAUGGGAGUUGAGAAAGAGAAGAGGGAGAGUCACUCUUUUGUGCGCGCGGAAAAAGUUAUUGGGAGGGAUGAUGAUAAAAAGGCAAUUAUGGGAUUAUUGAUGGACAAAAAUGUUCUAGAGAAUGUGUCAAUUAUUGCAAUAGUUGGAAUCGGGGGACUAGGAAAGACCGAACUUACAAAAUUGGUAUACAAUGAUGAGAAUGUCACUAAACAUUUUGAGCGUAAGAUGUGGGUGUGUGUUUCUGAUGUCUUUGAUGUAAAACAAAUUGCAGAAAAGAUGAUAGAAAGUGCAAUGGGCAGUAAACCAGGAAAUCUUGAGACGGAAGGUGUGCAAAAUCAGCUUAGGAGAGAAAUAGAUGGAAUAAAUUUUUGCCGUUGGAUGACGUGUGGAAUGAGAAUCGGGACCUAUGGAUAGAACUGUGAGAUCUUUUGAUGGGUGGUGCUAAGGGAAGUAAGAUUUUGAUAACCACCCAUAGUAAAUUAGUGGCAGCUGUUUCUGGGACAAAUUCAUUGUAUCCUUUAAAAGGCUUGUCUAACGAAGAGUCUUGGUCUCUAUUUAAGCAAAUGGCGUUUAAAGAAGGGAUAGAGCCUGAGAAUCCAUGUCUAGUGGAAAUAGGAAAGGAAAUUGUGGAGAAGUGUGUAGGAGUUCCAUUAGCCAUAAGAGUUUUAGGAAGUCUAUUAUAUUCUAGAGAUACAGUGAAGGAAUGGUUGAUUUUUAAAGAUAAAAAUAUGACCAAAAUAGCUCAAGAGGAGAAUGCUAUUCUACCAAUUUUGAGGUUGAGCUAUGAUCACCUUCCCUGGUAUCUAAAGCAAUGCUUCGCAUUUUGUUGCUUAUAUCCUAAAGAUCAUGUAAUUAAUAAGCAACAACUGAUCCAAUUGUGGAUGGCAAAUGGAUUUAUUCAGCUGUCGGAUAAAAAUCAAGAUAUGGAGGAUGUUGGAGAUUCUUAUUUUAUGAAUUUACUAAGGAGGUCAUUUUUUCAAGAUGAUUUAACAGACGAAUUUGGUAGUACAAUAAGUUGUAAAAUGCAUGAUCUUAUGCAUGACCUUGCACAAUCGACUGCGGCAAGUGAGAGUUCCAUGGUGAAUUUAGAUGCAAAUGAUGUUUCUACAAGAACCCGUCAUGUGUCAUUUGAUGUGUCAUUUGAUUCAUCUCUAUGUACAGAGUUUUCAUUAAAAAUUCCUAACCCCUUGCUUGGAGCUGUCAAGGUAAGAACAUUUUUUUUGCCAGCUGCAAUACAAUCCCCUCUGUUGAAAUUGGAGGAAUCAGUAUUUGAAACGAUUGUUUCUACUUUCAAAAGGUUACGCGUGUUGGAUAUGCAUGCCUUGGGAGUGAUGACUGUACCGAGUUGCAUAAGUGAGCUAAGGCAUUUAAGAUAUCUUGAUCUUUCCAAUAACCAUAGAAUUGUGACACUGCCAAAUUCCAUUACCAACUUGCAAAAUUUACAAACUCUAAAAAUUUGUGAUUGUCCCUUUUUCAACCAAUUGCCAAGAGAUAUUAGAAAAUUGGUGAGCCUUAGACAUUUGGAGAUUGAUGGUGGGAGUCAUUUGAAUGAUAUGCCGCGUGGAAUGGGCCAGCUGACUUGUCUUCGGACAUUAAAUCAGUUCAUUGUGGGUCCAUUUAACAGGUUAAGCGAAUUGAAAAAUUUAAACACUUUUAAGGGGUAAGUUGCAGAUUAUAAUACGUUCAGUGGGGCAAGCGGGUAAUAAAAGAAUAGGGGCAAGAUUAAAAGAAGAAGCAGAGGAAGCGAACUUGAAGGGGAAACAAUACCUUCAGUCUUUGGAAUUGUAUUUCGGUGACGAUGAGUUAGUAUUGGAAGCUCUCCGGCCAUACGCAAAUCUGAAGAAGCUCAGAAUAUAUCACUAUAGGGGUGUGAGAUUACCAACAUGGAUGUCAUUUACGUCCGUCCUCCCAAAUCUUGUUCAUAUUAAUAUAUGGAAUUGUGAAGGAUGUAAACAUCUUCCAAAAAUAGAGCAGCUUCCUUCUCUCCGAGAACUUCAUCUUGGUGGAUUAACUUCCAUAGAGUACAUAGAUGACUACUUCAGUAGUGGUGGACCUACUGGUGGUGGUAAUGAAUUAGAUAAUGAUGAGUCCUUAAUGUCUUCUCCUUUUCCGUCUUCAUCAUCGAGAGGAGGUGGAGGAAGACGAGAGCGAGCACCACCACCACCAACAACAUUCUUUCCAUCACUGAAAUAUCUCACUCUAGAGUUCAUGCCUAAUUUGAAGGGAUGGUGGAGGAUGAGUAAGUUAGCAGCAGCAGAAGAUCAGGAACUGUCACUGCUACCAUCAUUUCCCUGUCUUAUUGAAUCAUUGAUCAGGUACUGCCCUAAGCUAACAUCAAUGCCUCUGCAACCAACUGUUGUAAAACUAGAAUUGUGGGAAGUCAGAGAGAAGCUAGUACAACAACAGUUAUUGAUGAAGACAAAGACAACAAUGGUGGCAGCAACGCGAUCUUCUUCUUCUUCACUCGUACUUCCUCUUUCCAACUUAGAGGAACUGGUUGUAUCUGUGGAUCAAGUUACACUGCCGGAGGCCGCAUUCCAACGUCUCACUUCUAUCCGGAAACUAGUCAUUGGUGGUUGUCCAAGACGAACCUCUCUGUCCAGAUGGAUGCUACAUCUCACUGCCCUCCGGUCUCUGCACAUCAAUGAUUGCCAAGAGAUUGAUUUGUCAGAUAUUGGUGAUGAUAAUGCAAACCUUACUUCUCUGACUAUUGAACGAAUACCCAAGUUGAAGUCUCUUCCUGCGGGGCUUCUACACUUUACCACUCUCCAACAUCUGACCAUUAAAUAUUGUGAAAAUUUGAUGAGUUUACCAGAGUGGAUAGGCAGCCUCACAUCACUUCAACAACUUUACAUUUGCGAUUCCCCAAGAUUGAAUUCACUGCCGGAAGGGGUGCAACGGCUAACCACAUUACAACACCUGGAAAUUGAAUUUUCUUCACAGGAGCUAUAUGAUAGAUGCCAAGAGGAAACAGAGGAAGAUUGGCCUAAGAUUGCUCACAUCCCAAAAGUUCUUAUAUACUAAUACAAGAAUAACUCUCGGACCGUUCCUUUCUCUCUGUAGUAGAAGUAACAUUUCAAGAAGAAAUAAAUCCAGAAUUUAGUGUUUAAAAGGACUGUUUGGUUGAAGUCAGGAGGGUAAGACUUUUGUCUUUGCAUCCCAGUCAUUAAGGUUUAAAACAUGGGUGGUGUUAAUUAUGGACCAUACGUGUUUGACAGGAAGGCUUGGGACAUGAUGCUUCCUACAUACAUGAUCACUUGAUUGACUUGUCUAGGCGUAAGAGGCUUCGGUGUAUAUUUCAGCAUAUGUACUAUGUUGUGUGGCUUGUAAUAGUUUGGUGAUGUAAAUAUAAAAGUUUGUGAGGCUUGGGAGUGAACUGUGUAAAAGUUAAAAACUCAUGUACUAUAAGGUUUAAAUCCUAUGAACUGACAUGUUUGGAGUAUGAAAAAGUUAUAAAUGGAAUUUGCUUUUAUUCUAGAA
Molecule: messenger RNA, 4327 nt
Organism: Cornus florida
Lineage: Eukaryota; Viridiplantae; Streptophyta; Magnoliopsida; Cornales; Cornaceae
Product: putative disease resistance protein RGA3
Exons: 4
Coding region: 1279-2511 (410 amino acids)
Biological process (GO): defense response to other organism
Molecular function (GO): protein binding; ADP binding
Source: RefSeq, a predicted model, not a curated record